This is a messenger RNA of Malania oleifera, 836 nucleotides long. RefSeq lists its product as uncharacterized. Lineage: Eukaryota; Viridiplantae; Streptophyta; Magnoliopsida; Santalales; Ximeniaceae. The coding region runs from base 1 to 618 and encodes 205 amino acids. The transcript has 7 exons. Gene Ontology annotation, molecular function: RNA binding; structural constituent of ribosome. The record is from RefSeq and is a predicted model, not a curated record. Gene Ontology annotation, cellular component: cytosolic large ribosomal subunit.
AUGUUAUCAGCUAUUCAGGUAAGGAGAUUGCUUCUAGAGGGAUGUCAAGGGUACUUGGCUUGUGUGAAGGAAGAACCGGAAGGGGAAUUAAAGUUGGACGAUAUCCCGGUAGUGAGGGAUUUUCUUUAUGUGUUUUCAGAGGAUUUGUCAAGGUUACCUCCUGAUCGUGAAGUCAAAUUUACUAUUGAUCUUCCUCCAGGGAUGGCGCCGGAAAGAAUUAAAGCUGCUCAAAUGAAAGAUGUGGAAUUGGUAAAGAUUGUGGAUAAGGCGAGUAGGCGGCCCUCUAGGGUUUCUACUCUUCUACCUUCAUCUCCCAGGUCUUGCAGUGUAGCCCUAAUCGAGAGGAAGACGCACGAGAGCAUCAACAACAGGCUUGCUCUCGUUAUGAGGAGUGGCAAGUAUACGCUAGGCUACAAAAUAGUUCUUCGUUCUCUCCGAAGCUCCAAAGGGAAACUUAUAAUUAUUUCGAACAACUGUCCCCCGCUGAGGAAAUCUGAGAUUGAGUAUUAUGCAAUGCUUGGAAAGAUCGGUGUUCACCAUUAUAAUGGAAGGUGUUAUGUAGGAGGCCCUGCGGGUGUUAUACUAGUGUACCAUAGGGGCUUUUUAGUAAACAGGUGAUCCAGGUAGGCGAGCAGAGCAGGCUCGCAGAUAAAGGGGCUACUGUACUGCCCUGUCAGUAGAGAGUGAAUAUAUUUUUGUGAGUGUUUUUGUAUAGCCCUCACCAGUUGAAGAUAUUUUGGGAAUAGUGAUAUGUGUAUAUUUUGGAAAAUAUGUUAGUACUCUGGUAUUGUAUAUAUAUAUAUAUUUACAUAUAGUUAUGUCUAUGUGGUUUCUGC